This is a messenger RNA of Bradysia coprophila, 860 nucleotides long. RefSeq lists its product as uncharacterized. NCBI's taxonomy places the organism in Eukaryota, Metazoa, Arthropoda, Insecta, Diptera, Sciaridae. The record is from RefSeq and is a predicted model, not a curated record.
AACUGUUUCUCAAAUUUAAGACGAUGACUCGUACUUGUGAAAAUUUCGGCUAUAUAAGACCAAUUUUUUAUACAAUCAACAACAUAUUUCGAGGAGACGAUUAAUUGAAAGACGGCUAAAAUGUUUUCGAUCGUAGCUGUUGUACUGGCUGUAGCACAGACUGUACUGACGACCCCUGUAGCGCAUUAUGGUGGCGGCGGUGGUUGGGGUGGUUUUUCCGGAAGAGGAUUUUAUGGUCCACCAGCAUAUUAUCCACAAUCGUAUCCAUCUCCUUAUGCAAGUCCAAGACCUCCACCAUUUUAUCCACCUGUUGGCCCAUAUGCUUAUUAUCCAGCCGUGAAUCCAAAUCCUUAUUAUCAAGCUCCAGUUCCGGCUCCAUAUUCAAAUCCCCCACUUGCAUCGACUCCUGCACAUCCAAAUCCGCCACUCCCAUCAACUCCUGCACAUCCAAAUCCUCCACUUCCGGAAACGGGCACAACAACAACUACUACCACUACUGCUGCUGCAAGUACUGAAACAACUACAACAACCGAAGCGACUACAGCAACUGAAGCGACUACAACAACUGAAGCGACCACAGCAACUGAGGCUACUACAACAACCGAAGCGACUACAACAACUGAGGCGACUACGACAACCGAAGCGACUACGACAACCGAAGCGACUACGACAACCGAAGUGACUACGACAACCGAAGCGACUACGACAACCGAAGCGACUACAACAACCGAAGCGACUACAACAACUGAAGCAGCCGCUGAACCAUAGUCACUAAGCUAUGAAAUUCGUAAGUACAAAUUGCAAUGUUGUUAAGCGAAAAAUCGUAUGUGCAAAUAAACUGAAGUAUUCCUCAAAAAAUA